Molecule: messenger RNA, 573 nt
Organism: Priapulus caudatus
Lineage: Eukaryota; Metazoa; Priapulida; Priapulimorpha; Priapulimorphida; Priapulidae
Exons: 5
Coding region: 1-573 (190 amino acids)
Source: RefSeq, a predicted model, not a curated record
AUGUACCCAAACACGUACUUCGGCCUCACUUCCAACCAGUAUGACCGCCAUUUCGACAAGGUUGCUAAGCAUGAGCCGCGCAGCUACGAUGUUGGUGACUGUAAUACUGCUCACGGCUAUGUAAGGGUCUACGGACAGUGCCAGAAAGUGCCAAUGUUUGGAAAUCCGUGUCACACGGACGACGACUGUGAACGACCAAAUCACUUACGUGGAGCUGAGAGUAACAGACCUGUAUGCGACCGAGCAAAGAAAGCGUGUCACAUCGGAAGUGACCUCGGAGGUUUCUGCCUGAGUAACAGUGAAUGCAUGCUGGGUGCACUCGUUAGCGAUGUCACUGUUUGUAUUGGUAACGAUGAGACUGUUGGUAGAGGAUACCCUAGAAUCUGCAACCUUUACACGCACUCUUGUGUUUGCAACUCGUAUGUCACCGACCAGGAGUGCAAAGAUGCAGCGCCACUCACCGUGGAAUGCGUCGAAUAUAUAGAGCCGGCGGGUUGCAUAAUAUCCAGAGAAUUCGGACGAAGGGUGACCGCCGUGGAAGAUGAUAUAAACAGCACAGGUACAAUGAAAUGA